This is a messenger RNA of Aspergillus fumigatus Af293, 1452 nucleotides long. RefSeq lists its product as uncharacterized. The record is from RefSeq and is a predicted model, not a curated record. NCBI's taxonomy places the organism in Eukaryota, Fungi, Ascomycota, Eurotiomycetes, Eurotiales, Aspergillaceae.
AUGUCAGAACAACCCCGGAGAUCGGUUUCACCCCAGACUCCUAUCGAGAGCGCCAGACCCCACAUCCAUACAAUCGGAUCCCUGAACCUCCGCCAUCGAGGCCCGACCCGAGCUGCUACUUUUGCAGAGGGCUCAUCCAGCACUCAAACUCAACGCCGCAACUCAAGCUUCUCGGAUUCAGUAUCUGAAGCACGAAAUUCGAUUCGCUCCUCAACUGAUGAGUUAUUUUUCCCACGCGUAGUUCAGAAGGGGAACAUCGGUUUGCCGAAUGAGGAAUCGAAUUGGCAAUCGGCGCCUCUUGGUCUGGCACUGUUGCCUGCUAUUGCCGGUAUCUUUUCUAAAAAUGGGAGUGCAGUCGUAACGGAUAUUACUCUGCUGAUUCUGGCAGCUAUCUUCCUCAACUGGUCGGUGAGACUACCAUGGGAAUGGUAUCGCUCUGCUCAGGCCAUGAAACAAGAAGAAAUAUAUUACGAUCCCGUCGCUUCAAAACCAGAACACGAAACGGAUGAUACUGAGGAACCCUAUGAAGGCCAAAAGAAAGCCACAGAUCGAGAGCGUCGAAGGGAGCAGCAAGUCCCCAGUGCUGCCAAUCAGGCCAGUAGGGAGCUUCAAGUUCAUGAACUUGUUGCUCUUGCGUCAUGCUUCAUCUUCCCCAUGAUCGGGACGUGGCUCCUCCAUGCCAUCAGAUCCAAAUUGUCGCGGCCAUCCGAAGGAUUGGUAUCCAAUUACAACCUAACCAUUUUCCUACUGGCGUCAGAGAUUCGGCCAUUCGCUCACCUGCUGAAGAUGGUGCAGGCGCGCACACUCCAUCUUCAGCGCGUUGUCGCUGCAGCUGCCGACGAGGAGGAGAAACUGGACCCGCAAAAGAUCAAGGACCUUGCCAGGCGACUUGAGGAUCUAGAAGCACACGUCGCUGAAACAACCGCGGCUCAAAUGCCGCCCGGAUCGUCAAACCACUCACAAGACCAGGAACAACUCCAAAACCUCAUCUCGCAGGCAACCGCAGAAAUCCGCAAGGGAUUCCAGCCGGAGAUUGAUGCCUUGAAUCGCGCGGUUCGGCGCUACGAGAAACGCACGGCCCUCACUUCAUUCCAAUCUGAGGCAAAAUUCCAAGCGCUCGAAACUCAAGUGCACGAUGCUAUUGCUUUGGCAGCAGCAGCACAACGCUCACGUCGGCCGUUGGGUGCUCUAUCGGGAUUGUUCAACAGCAUUCAUGCAAUUAUCCUACUCCCCAUGCAGAUCUUCAUAUCCCUAGCAAGCCUCCCGUUUCAGCUAUCAAUGCGAUGUCUACAUUACUGCAAAGAUAUGCUGCUCUCGAAACCACCACGAAAAUUGAGCAAGAGUAAGGUGCCGCGCGAUCUCAGAACUUCAUCUUCAAAGCAAUUCAGAAGGAUUCCCCAACAGGACUUGGGCGGUGGUCCAGCACUCAAACCAAUUCGGGAGUAUCAAUAG